This is a messenger RNA of Penicillium malachiteum, 4683 nucleotides long. RefSeq lists its product as uncharacterized. Gene Ontology annotation, molecular function: protein kinase activity; ATP binding. Gene Ontology annotation, biological process: protein phosphorylation. The record is from RefSeq and is a predicted model, not a curated record. The transcript is spliced from 5 exons. Lineage: Eukaryota; Fungi; Ascomycota; Eurotiomycetes; Eurotiales; Aspergillaceae. Bases 1 to 4683 code for a protein of 1560 amino acids.
AUGCGGAUAAUACCUGCGAUAAAUACCAACAAUCUCUAUACUUCUUGUCGGAGGCCUUCCAUCCGCAUUGUGGACCGUGCUCUAUAUCCGCUUGGACUUAUUUUCAAUCGAUCCCUCCUCCUCCCCCCACGGCCUACUCAACUUCAAGCUGUGAACAUAACGGGCUUUCCACCACCGCCGCCUCCUCCAGGUCCACCACCGGUGCAGCAGGGAUAUGCUCAGCCAUGGCAACAGCCAGCAUACGGUCGCCAGGUGCUGACUUCUGGCUACACAUUGUCACCUCCAGCAGCAUACGCCCAACAUGCUCCAUACAAGCCCGCUAGUUUCACUGGUGUAGACCCAGCUUACACGUCGGCUACAUACGUCCCAGGCGAGCCUCCGCUCACCUCGGCGACCUAUGUUCCGGGGAAUGAUACUCUUGGCGGCGGAUUUCCUCCACUGUAUGAGCAUUCUCAUGGGCGGACUAACUACGACCCGUAUGCACAACAGCGUCAGACAGGAGCCCCGGUGUACAUGGAUACAGCCUACAAUCCGCAGACUCCAGCGGUUAGACCUGUACAACAGCCACAACAACCAUUCGCCAUACACAAUAAUUACCAUGAACUGUCGAAUGAACAUGUGAACCCUCAGCCGCAGGUGCCUACUCAAGCAGCCGAACUCACCAAGUCACCCAGUCAUCGCCAUAAUACCAGUGGUGCGUCACUAGGUGGACUCUCACCAAGUGAGGCUGCGGCGCAAUGGCCUCUGGACAAAGUUCUACUUUGGUUGGCUAAAAAUCACUUCUCCAAGGAUUGGCAAGAUACGUUUAGAGCACUUGAGCUUCAAGGCGCAGAAUUUCUUGAGCUAGGUCUCGCUUGGGGCGGACGUGGAAAUAUUGGAAAAAUCCAUCAAGUUGUUUAUCCUCAACUAGCUAAGGAGUGUGUCCGUAAUGGUACUGGAUGGGAUUCCGAACGUGAGCGCAUUGAACGUAACGAAGGUCUGCGCAUCCGGAGACUCAUUCGUCAUCUUCAUGAUGGAACAUCGGAUUCGUCUAUAUCUACGCCCUUGCGCCAGGAUCCACCACCAUUUUUUGAUACAUCGAACCCUUACCCGCGUGAGCCUCGCUCGGCCAUUGAAGGGACAAAUGACCUUACUGCAGAGCAGUUGGCUGCCACGCAAACCUCCUCCGCGGGUCAAAAGCAAAACACAGGAACACGAUCCUUCACCACCCCAAAUCCCACGGGUCAUGGCUCUCCUUAUGAAUCUCCGUUGCGGGAGAAUGCGUCUGGACGAUCGGAGUUUUCACGGAACGCUUUGAGCUCAGCCCUGAAUGACCAUCGGCGCCAAAGCCCGUCUAUCUCCAACGACGCAGGUACGUUUUCAGGCUCGACUCUUCGACCUGAGAAUAGUCCCAAAAGCGGCAGUCCUGCAGCACAGUUUGCCUCUCCGUAUAACGGACAUGGACAGGCAUCAUCAUCCACUGGAGACUUGCCACUCAGGCAGGAUCAUUCUCGUGGAAACAGCACAGAUUCAAUUCCUGGCGUUGGUCGUGGCCCUUCCUCUGCUAUUGGUGGCCGGUACUACGAGAAUCGUAAACCAGGUGAAGGUGCGCGCCCAUCGCCCCAGGGAGACCAUCCGCAUGGCUAUUCAAAGGAACACGGCAAAGGAUUCUUUGAUAGGUUUGAUCGUCUCAGAAAGAAGACAAGAGGUACCGACUCCAGUCAUCCAUCGCCUAGAGAGUCGGAUCUGGAACCUCCAAGCCCAGGCGAACAUCAUUAUGUCCCGUAUUCGAUGCCGGGUUUUAGCACGAGUGAUUUGUCUGUGAACGAGCGGCCGUUGUCGUCAACGCCAACGAAGACAAAACGAUGGAUCAUGGUCACUGUAGAUGGUGAGAACUAUCGCUUGCUCGAUAUUACGGACAUGGAAUCGUCGAGUAGCCUACGAACCGGCAUAUGCAAAAGGUUGAGCAUUACGGAUUGGGGCAGUGCUCAAAUCUUCAUCACUGAACCAGGCCAAAGCGACCAUCAUGAGCCCAUGAACGAUGAAUCUUUGCUACGCUUCCGCCGAGGCAAAUCAGAUUCCAACGGCGCCAUUAAACUAUUAUAUGUCAAGGGAUCUCAGAUGGCUCGCUUAUCCGCAGUUGAGGGUCUUGGGGUUUCCAUAAACACAACUCCACAUGAAAAGCCAGCUUUGUCACCUACGACCGCUCACACACCGAUCACUAGAAAGCCCCUAGCAGACGAUGCCAGAGUCUCACCACAAACUCAACUUACGCCCAGCUCGCCUUUCUCGAGUUCUCGACAGCCUACAUUGAAGGCCUCGAGUACCCCUGGUGGAACUUCAGCGGAUCCUCUCAAGGAUGAUCUAUCUGCUCGGCAUGAGGCCUAUAGACGUGAGGUUGAACGGAAACAGGAAGAGAACCACAUUUCACGGCACCCACCGUCUCCUCAAUUACCACGAGAUGGUGCAUAUGGUGAGAAUGGGUUUAGAAGUACCAAGGUCAUCGAUUUCGACAAGCGUCGCGUUUCGCCAUUUGAGGAGAAGAAGACAUCACCUUAUGACGAUAAGAAGGCCGAAACACUUGUGCCUUUCCGGAAACCACCGGUGGCUCCCAAUGAGUCAACUACUCUGACAAAGGUCAACUCCCUCCGAAAGCCUCAGUAUCCUCAAACGCAUGGCCUGGGGGCUGCUCUUACCAGUAUUGGUCGUAUAACCAGUGCCAUUGGUACACCGGCGACCUCGGUUAACACUACCUCCACGCCUUCUUCUGCCAACCGUGACAGUGCUGGAUCCGACUCUGACAGACCUCCGACGCUUGACUCUGCAGAUACAGCUUCAAGCAGGACAACAUGGGAAUCCCAAAGUGGCACCCGGAGAUCUGGCCAAGGCAAUGAGAAGUCGCCUGCGUCAUUCGCUGACCCUUCACGGAGAUCAUCUCUACAAUCCCGCAAAUCAUUUGGGCCGGAGUUCGUCUUUGAAGAAAAUGAGGUCUCUUUCCAACGAACACCUCAGCCAAUGGACGAUUCAGAUGACGAUGACUCAUCUGAUGAUGGCUUGUUCAUGGUUCCUCUUAAAAAUGAGAACACUGUCGAACCUGUACAGGAGACGAAGUCUUCACGAGAAAAUCUCAGAGUCGACACAAAUCAAAGAGGACCUCGAGUUACAUUUGAAUCCCCUGUCAACCCGGGAGAAAGUUCUGGCGGUGAAUUCUCUGACAAGCAGGAUCCUGGAACUUUCUAUCAUGACGGUUCCCCUGUUGAAGAAAAAACCAACAAAAGAUUCUCAAUCGUCAACGACGAUGUCUGGGCUAGUCGUCCUGCUGUGGAAGGCGUUAUUGAUAACCUGGACAGCUUCUUCCCUGGCGUUGAUCUUGAUGCUCCUUACUUGGAUGAGCCAGCUUCGCCAAACACCAAGGGUCAUCAUGAUGAUUCAACCCUCAAAGGAAGACCGGAGCAUCCACCCCUAUUCCUUCAUCAAGUAUUGACCCUACCACUCUCUAUGGCAGGAUCCAAGAUGGUUGCAAACAGGUUGAUGAAUCAAAGUGGAGCAGGUGCAGGCGGCGGCGGUGGUGGUCUUGGACGGACCAAAUCCAUUCGACAGGUGGCACGAGACUCUCAUCGCACCAAGAGUGUCAGUUCAUCCGGGCCCCAGAAAUCCGGCAUGCUGCGUCGCAAGAGUACCAAGAUGUUCGGUGCCAAGAUCAUGCAAAUCAGUCCUCAGCCUGGUAAUCGACUCAGCCGACUUGACCCUAUCCCUCAAAAUGUUAGCCACCCAGAACCCAGUGGAUCUGUUCCGCAACGCCAACCUACCUUCCGUAUCAUUCGCGGUCAGCUUAUCGGCAAGGGUACAUAUGGACGUGUUUAUCUCGGCAUGAACGCGGACAAUGGUGAAGUUUUGGCGGUAAAGCAGGUUGAUGUCAACCCUCGGAUUGCAGGAUCGGAUCGAGAUCGCAUCAAAGAAAUGGUCAAUGCUCUGGAUCAAGAAAUCGAUACCAUGCAGCAUCUUGAACACCCGAACAUCGUGCAAUACCUUGGUUGCGAGCGAGGUGAAAUGUCAAUUUCCAUCUACCUCGAGUAUAUUUCCGGUGGUUCGAUUGGUAGCUGUCUCCGGAAACAUGGAAAAUUCGAAGAGAGUGUCGUGAAAUCUUUGACUCGACAAACUCUGAGUGGAUUGGCCUAUCUGCACGAUAUGGGUAUUUUGCAUCGAGAUUUGAAGGCAGAUAACAUCCUCUUGGAUCUGGAUGGAACCUGCAAGAUCUCUGAUUUCGGUAUCUCGAAGAAAACAGAUGAUAUCUACGGUAACGACUCAAGCAACUCCAUGCAAGGUUCGGUCUUCUGGAUGGCCCCGGAGGUUAUCCAGUCACAAGGCCAGGGCUACAGUGCUAAGGUUGAUAUUUGGUCUCUUGGCUGUGUGGUACUGGAAAUGUUUGCUGGUCGUCGUCCCUGGAGUAAAGAGGAAGCCAUUGGCGCUAUCUUCAAGCUUGGGAGUCUGGGUCAGGCUCCACCAAUUCCAGAGGAUGUCAGUGCAAAUGCUACAGUUGCGGCACUAUCAUUCAUGUGGGACUGUUUCACUGUGGAUUCCGCUGAUCGUCCUACUGCCGGUACUCUGCUCACUCGCCACCCCUUCUGUGAAUCGGAUCCAAACUACAAUUUCUUGGAUACGGAGUUGUACAAGAAGAUUGGAUUGCCCGCGUCUGAGUCGUAG